Molecule: messenger RNA, 10495 nt
Organism: Anneissia japonica
Lineage: Eukaryota; Metazoa; Echinodermata; Crinoidea; Comatulida; Comatulidae
Product: protein piccolo-like
Exons: 9
Coding region: 842-5341 (1499 amino acids)
Source: RefSeq, a predicted model, not a curated record
CGUUCUUAUUUAGCUUUGUCUAACAUUGCUUCUUUUUUUUUUUGCAAAAUUUUAAAAAAAAAGCUCACAAACUGAACCAAUUAUUUCAUCAGCUCCCCAUUAUAUUCAAAUGGUUGUGUGAGAUUUACAAAACAGUUUAGUCUUCACAGGCAGACGUCUCGCUUGUCCUUCCUGUUAGAAUUCCAUGAAAAGGUCAACCGCUGUGUAAUAUGAUAGCUUAAUCAAGAGCUGGGUUGUGUUUGAUCACAUUGGCUACCGCUUGCUCUUUUCCACGUAUUUGGCAUCUGUUCUGACUGUUCAAUAGGCUUGUAUGACAAGCUUCUCGGAAGGAUCGUUUCACAGAACUCAAAGGAAUGUAACAUUUUCAAGCACUACUGCAAAGGUUAAUUCAAUGAAGUCAGCUUGUGCUUGGAAAUCUGGUUUUUCUAGGAGCUGCUACCUUUCCAGGCAACUUGAAUGUUCUGAGAAAUCUAUUGUACACCAAGUUCAGGAUUUCCCGAAGGCACACAUUAACCAAUCAGGAUGCAAGAUAUGCAACACCAUUUGGCUACAGUAGAGUACACAUUAGGUGAAGCCCCUACAAAAACCAAGAAUUACUAGGUGCCUGGGCUUCAUAGAAACACGGCUGAAGAGUAAACUUCAAGGGGACGAGGGAACUGAAGACUGCAUUCAUCCGUACCAUCAGCAUUUGAAGAAUCUACUUCUCAACGAAUUUUCAGCUCCGUUAAACGGCAUAGAAUUUGGUGUUUUCCAACAGCAUAUCUUUUCAGGCCAUAUAUCCCGAGGCAAAAGCUUCUAUGGCGUGGGAAGGGACAGAGAACUACUACAAUCUGAUGCCUAUAUGUACCCUUACGGUCAAAUUCCCUUAGCUUAUAUGUAUGAUCGUAAUGGUGUUCGUGGUCUUGCGAUGAAUAGCAAACCGGUUAAGAAGCGUGCUAUCCAGGCAUGGCGAGAUGGAGAUAUGUCUGGUGAAUAUAACGUUUAUCCAGAUUGUUUUCCGGUGAAUGGGAGUUGGCAUAUAGACCACAAUGAUCGUCAAGAUGGCCACAAGAAUCUCGACAACUCGAUCACGUGGUCCCCAUCAAGCGUCAGCGAGUGCCCGAGUCAAACAGACAGCGAGGUCGAAUCUGAUAUUAACACUAGCUUCUCCCAUACCGCACCUGAGAACAUUGACGCUAGUUUUUAUAGUGACGAGAAAAAGAAAACAAAGCGUUCCAAGAAAAAGCAAUUAGCCGUUGUGCUUGACCGAAUAGUAGUCAACAAGACGGAUAAACAAAAGACUCAGGAAGUUCUGAAGAUACCUGGGAUGGGUAUUGCCUCAGAGAGGAUGCCCACAAACAAAAUACAACCCAUUAUUCUAGACUUUGAAAUCCCAUUACCAAAGGAAACAGUUCAGAAAGCGCAAGCAGACAAAGAAGAAAAUUCCUUGAAACGAGUUCAGAAUUCACUGGUAACAGGUUCACCCGAUACGCAAUUAUACUCAGAUGAACCGUCGGCGAAAAAGUCGCGUAAAGAAGAGUCUUCAGAAUCUAGUGGGGAAAAUGCUACUACAUCUUUGCAGAUAGAUCAGCCACAUGAUAAAACCCAAGAAGAAAGUGGCUCAAAAACAGCUUCAACAAAUGAAGACCUAUUUAAGAAACCAGACAUUAAUCAGUAUAAAGCAAGCACUGGAGGUGUUCGUUGUUUUAUAUGCCAGAGGCAAAUAAUUGCAGAUGGCACAGAAACUGCAUUCUUUGGCAUGGUUGUUUGUGUGCCAUGUAAAAAGAUUCAAGACUCUGGCGGACCAGCACUACCAACUCCAGUCCCGAAAUUUCCAACUUCUUGCCAUCCGAAACUGUUUCGUGGUUCAAAGUAUGUUCGUACAAGAUAUGGACGAUCACCAAGCCCUGGACAGUCACCAAGUGGGUCCAGAUCACCGGCACGAUCUCCAGCAACAUCGCCUGCUCCCCGUUCACCGAUGUCGCCGUACAGGUCAAAUCCUGUAUCACCAUUUUCAAAGCCUCCUUUAUCACCUGCAGUGCCAAGUCCCAGACCACCAUUGGCACAAGCCACACCUCCAGCCUCACCAAAAGGCUCAGCACCGCUCUCCAGGACUUCAACUCCAGUGCCCUCAACCCCUCCUGUACCCAACAACCAGUCUGAUAAAUCACCUAACACAUCAACUGUAGAGCAGUUGACCAGUAUGUCUCCACAUCAUCCGGAACCACAAUCUCCACACUUGGUUGUCAGUCAACCAUCAAGAGUUCUAGGCCACUCUCCUCAAAGUCCAGGCUAUCAUUCUUUGAUUCCUUCUCCUGUGCCUUCAGUCAGCCAAACAUCAGCGUCAAGUCCUCUCCGCAUCAAUGUUUCACCAAGUCCAGAAAGGAGGUUAGUUUCAAGCCCUAAUCACGCUAAAUCAGACAAAUUCUCACCUCCGCAUAUGUCAACGCUGCAGAUGCCAACUGCUAUGCAUAGACCGCCAAGGAUACUGAGCCUAGCGACACCUUGCAGUAGGUCUCCUCAGGUUGAAUUGCCAAACAAUGACACAGGCCAUGUAAGAGAAGUCCCCCAGUCUAGCCAACCUUCUCCGCAGUCAAACCAACAGUCCCCUCAUUCAAGCCAACAGUCACCCCAGCCAGAACGAACACACCAAGAACACGAAACUAUACGAGCUCUACUUAAACUCCGUCGUCAAGACCAGCAACACAUGUCAAUCAGCGGUCCCCCUCCUCUGAUUCAAACACCAGGAGGUGGAAUAAGCUGUGUGGGAUCCAACGGACCGCCGGGGAAUAUGACUUCAUCUAGCCAGCUUCCCCCUGGUGUCAUCAUACCUGGAGUACCUCCCCCUAGGAGUAUGUACCCAGGAAGCACACGUAGCAUUCCUCAAGGAUUCAUUCCAUCAACUGUUCCAGGUGGAUUCCCUAGGAUCCAAAUGAUGCCGUUGCAGAGAAUGCCAGUUGAAGCAUUUAUCCCUAGAACAGAUAUUUCUGGAGUUCAAAAUCAUAUACAGCCGCCAGCCAGUAAUGACGUACGAUACCAAGGGAUUGAAACAAUGCCCAAUUCAUCAAUCCCAGUUCCUAAAAUAGCUGAGGUGAGGACAUUAAACCCUGGUAUGUUACCGGGAAUGAGCAACAUCAGCAUGGUGAUGACGGGUUACCCUUCGAAUGUACCAAAACGACCAAGGAAGAAAAAGAAUGCUGUGAUGGUGGACAACAUGAUGAAUAACCAAGCAUUACCAGGACAAUAUCGCGGAGAAAAGCAAUCUGAUCAAUCCGGCAAAGAGACAUUAGUUAUUGUUGGGACAAACUGUGGCGCAGGAUCUUCAUCAAUUAAAGUUGGUAACGACAAAGAACCUGAGCCGCAGUAUAUGAUUCCCGGUCAACCAACUAAACCUUUCCCAGAUGGCAUCCCGCGUCCUAUUGCUUUUCAUUGUGUAUGUCAGGGGAAAACAAUAACAUUUAUUCAGUGUCCGAACUGCGAUUUUAUCUGUAAUAGUGUUGAUGGAAUGGAGCUGCAUUUUGCCGCGCAGAGGCAUGCAGAAAUCCGUGGAGAGAAGGAGUCGACUCCCGGCAAUCCAGGGGUUGGGAAGUAUCCGUCGGAGAGCGCUGAGGGAAGUACAAAACCAGUUGGAGAUGAUGUUGUGUCAUUGUCUUCCGUGGAGACUCAGUCAGCUGAUACAGACUCAGAAAUGUCUUCACCAUUACCUAAAAAUAUGCAAGAGAACUGGCGGAUUUUAAAUUCCACUUCUGAUAUGCGAUAUGAGAGAAACAAACCAGCAUACACAAGUGCCUUAGAUUUGAGAGUAGGGGGCAGCAAAUCAACAGAAACGCCAGACAGACCGACCCCGUUGGACCUCAGUCAAAAGCAAACUGUGUCUAAUUUAGUUGGAGUGACAAGACCUCAGACAUCUUCAGGCCAAGUAAUUGAAAGUACAAUACCCUUAGAUUUAUCAAGCCACAUAGAGCAUGCGCGGCAUGCCACAAGGGAACCAGUCAGGGAAGCGUUUAGCGACGCUACAAGAGAGGGGUUCAUUCCUGAGAGAUACCUACAAGGGGGUGCUCGCAGACAAGCUGCUGCAGACCUCGUCACUAACCAACCUUACUAUACUCAGUCACAGCUUGAAAGUGAAGCACGAGCAAGAAUGGUCUUGGUGGACAACUCUCCAUUGUACUCCAUCAGCAGAGGUGCUAAAAUUCCUCCCACCUCCUACGAGUAUACCUCCGCAGGACCUGGUACUAUGCAGCUUGUCCGGCCGCCAAGGAGCUACCCAGCACAAUCGACAAUACCAAAUCGUGAUCUCUCACUAUAUAGAGAGGCUAUACGACCACCAAGGCCUGAAGAAUAUUUACACAUGGUACCACCACCUCACCUUAUCCAAAAAGAACAGCAAAGAAUAGAUGCACAAAGAUCUGGCUCAGUAACAGUUCAACAGUUACUGCGCAGUGGUCACCCACCACAACGGACAAACCAGCAGACAAUUUCAAAUUUGCAGUUUCACUCUGGAUACCCUGCCAAAGAUGUAAUAAAUGUCAGCUUACCGUUACCUAAUCUUGUCAGAGCUCAGCCACGGGCAACUGUUGCCCCAUCAAUAUCUCAAUCAUGUCAGAUAAACUAUCAGGGAGGAACCAUAUCAGUUCAUUCAACAGCUCAACAGUUGAAAGAAAAGCAAGAUAAUCUUAGAGAGCUGCAACAGCGGCAGAGGGAGGCAUUCGAAAGGCAGGCAAUUACGCAAGAACGACGAAAAGAUAUGCAGCGAGAAAUGUAUGAACGGCAAGAAGAGUUGGCAGAGAGGCAGCGAAGAGAUAUACAAGAAAAAGGAAGGCAGAGAGAAAUACAAGAAAGAGAGAGACAGCGAGAUAUGCAUGAACAGCAUGCAGAUAUGCAAAGCAGACAGAGAAAUAUGCAAGAAAGAGAAGGAAAUAUGGAAGAUCGUGCGAUACUGGAUAAGCAAAGAGAUCUACAUGAAUUCCACAGAGGCCCAAAAGGCAGGCAUAAACAAAUCAAUAAUAUUAACCAAGGUAGUACAAUCAACGAUGUUCAGGUGACUACUGCCCAAAAUAAUUUAAAUAAUGUUCAAAAUACAGAGUGGCUACAAGAGAAUUCUGACCGGGGAAGUAAACAAAGAGAGAACAGGACACUUACGAACAAUGUUGGUGAUACCAAUGGUGGUGUCCACGUGAAAUCAGAACCAGUAGAGGUUAUCAUCGAAGAACCUAGGUGUAGCAACGAUAAAACUUGUGAAAACGGUCAGUUGCCCGAAACCGUUAUAGAAGAUGACAUGAGGCACCUAGCUGAGGCGGAACAAUAUAAAGUAAACGCUGCUGUUAUAAAGCAAGAAAGCAUACAGCUAGCUUCAGCUUGAAUAGUAUUACCAAUUUGGUUGGACAAAAAUAGUUCCAAAAUUAUCUUUUGGAACCAGGAGAAUGAAUAUGCAAUUUUUGAAAUUAAUUUUUCAUGCAGCUUUUAACUUUAAUCUUAAAAUAGUUGUCAUGUGUAUGACCCAUAUAGUAAAAACUGAAAGUUUUAUCAUUAUCAUGCUAUCAUUCAGUCAAAUUUUAACUGUUCAACUCAGCAUAAAAAAUGUUACAUUUGCCAAAAUAAUUUACGUGACCCAAUAGAUAAUAUAUUUUUAAUUGAGAGAAAAAUUGAAUCAUUCUAAAUAAAAUGAUUAUUAUUACUACAAUUUUAAAAUUCUGAAAUAAUUAGUACUUUUCUCUAUUCAUUUAUAUUUGAAAUUUUGAGAGAAGCUUUGAAAGUUUUUUUUUUUCAGUGCAGCUGCUGUGGGCGGUUUUUCUAAAAAUAUUUUAAAAGAAGAUAACAGCAACAGAAAUGUUGUAAAUAAUACAUUUUCGAUACACUUUUCGACUAUAUUCUAAGUAGUAUUCGUGUAGUUACGCCCAGUGGUGGUGCCAAUAGAGGACAAUUCAUAUCCUAGCGUUGCUACUUGUUACUGUUUUAUCGAACAUAAGUAAUACAAAUUGUGUUUUCCAAACUACGUGGCAUUAUUUUGUAGAACAAGAAUUGAGGUGUAUUCAUAAAUGUGAAAUUUCGAACAUUGACAUAUUCUGUUGGUGUAUUUUUAACACAGUACUGUAGUUUGAAUGUGAAAAAAACUUUUUGAAUAGUAUAUAUACUGUACAUUAUAUCAUGUUUUGUUUUUAAGAAAGUUGAUAUUUAGAUAGAACACAAAUUAUUGUUAACACUAGAGGUCAGUUGUGAUCCGGUUUUGUUUUUAAGAAAACUGAUUUUGAGAUAGAACACAAAUGUGUUUUAAAGUUAAUGUUUAGGUUUGAUUCCGUUAAAAAAAAACCGAUUAUAUAUGUGUGCGUGAGAAAACACCCUUCAAAAUGAUCGUAUUUUGUAUGAACACCGAACUAAAACUUUUUUUAGUUCGACCAUAAAAUACUUAACAAUAAGGACAUAUAAGGAUAAAUACCUUAUUUGAAUCUCUUACUCUUAUGUUUGUACUCCUACUAAAUCAAAUGUAUAUGAUAAUAAUACAUCUAAAAAACAUACAUUGUAGCAUGAGCUUAUGAGUGCAAAUAGAUAAUUUAAAUUUACAAUUAAAAAAAUAAUAAUUAAUAUUAAGAAAAUAAAAAGGCUUUAUUAAAUUAUGAUAAAUAUAAAAUUGUAAAUUAUUUCACCAGUUUAUAUGUAAAUACCAUAGGUAUUGCUCAUUAAAACAUUUUAGAAAAAAGAAUAAAUGUGAAGUUAGAUACUAUUAAGUCUCUAGCCACACUAUCAAAUUUUGUAACAGAUAUCUGUGAUCUCAUAUCACACCCAUACCCAUGUAUGAUCAUGAUGAUCUCAUAUCACACCCAUACCCAUGUAUGAUCAUGAUGAUGUCAUAUCACAACUGUACCCAUAUAUGGGCAUGAUGUCAUAUCACAUCCAUACCCAUAUAUGGGCAUGAUGAUGUCAUAUCGCACCCAUACUCAUAUAUGAGCAUGAUGAUGUCACAUCACACCCAUAUACGGGCAUGAUGAUUUCAUAUCACACCCAUACCCAAAUAUGGGCAUGAUGAUGUCAUAUUGAAAUACACGCCAUCGUGUUGGGAUUCAAUAUUUCGACAUUAAUUAUGUCAUCAUUCAUGAUGUCAUAUCACAUAGCUUUUUAAAAAUUUCCCCCUUCAUUCCUGUUUUUUUUUUUUGUUUUUUUUUUUCAAUAGUCAAAACACACAGAAAAAAGGCAAUUGGUAUUUGUAUGUGCCUGGGCAUAUAUAAGGCCUAGAUAUAUAUGACAGGGCAUGUGGCCGUUCUCUUCAAAAAAAAAGGGGAGAAAAUUGGCUACUCAGUCAAAAAGUCAAUAAUGAAUAUUUGUUGUUAUUUGGCCUUAUAAGUGAUAGGAGUUUUUCGAUCUUUAAACAUUGAAUGGUAUGCAAUGGUAAUUAUUUAUUGCUUCUAGAUAUUAUUUGAUUUUAACAAUGUAAAGAAUAAUUUUAAACAUUAUUUAGUGUCUUCUAUAUUUGAUAAAUACUUCAUAUUUUUAUUAUUGCAAUGUAAAUGUGAAAUAAUCAAUUAAAGAAAACAAUUUAAGAUGUAGGUAAACAGAUGUUUUUCCUGAUUUGUAUAGGGAAGUACUGUAAUCAGACUAUAGAUUACGAUCAUUGUACUGUAGAAAUAACAAAAUUAUCUGUUGUAGGUUUAGAGAAUACCAGAAUACGUAAUACUUGACAUGUAGUGGGUAGACAGUGGCGGAUGGGGUGUGCAAGGGGAAGGCAGUUCAGGAUCAAUUGUCUGAGAGGGGCAGAACUUAUCAGGGUGGGUUAAGGGUGUUUCCUUACCUAUUGUUGGUUUUGCCAUAAUCUGUUAUGAUGUCGCUGGUGGGGGUGGGGGGUGUCAGGGUAGGGGAGCCACCCUUGGAUCUGCCACUGGUAAAUAGAUAGAGUCCCAAGUCCCCAGAAACCUCAGGUUAUUUUUACAAAUUUGUGAUGCCAUACCUCAAAAGAAAUGUUUUUCUAAAAAUAUGGAUGGUUAGUCACAUAUUUUUACUUUUCAGUGUUUAUUUUCAUAAUUAAAUUUUCCACAAUCAUCAGGAAAUUUUAGGCCUAAUAUUACAAUUAAACAACUAAAUUAGGUUCAAAUCAAAUCCAUAUCUUACAAGUUUUUGUUGCUUUUUUAUAUAUAUAUAUAUAUAUAUUUUUUUUUAAUGGUGGAUCUUAGUUGGAACAAUUUCAUACUCAAUUCUUUGUUACCCAUUAUAAUGCGUAUCCAAACUGGUACUUCGGAGAGGGCUUAUAACAGAUAAAUCUUUCAUACUAUUGUGUAAUAGUUGAACAAACAGCCCUCGUAAUCUUGCGGUUUUCAUCAACUGAAAUAUAAACUAAUCCCAAAUAUUUAAUUAUGAUUAGUUCUGUUUGGAUACUCCAUGACUGGUCGGUUAAUUUUUACCUGUUGUUAUUUUAGUAUACAAAUAGACUAUUUCCAUGGUAAUCACCAAGCAUAUAGUUUGGAGGGUUGGGGAGUUAAAGAGGGGUGAGCAAAGGGCUUGCAAAAUCAAUUAAAAAUACAGACAAAUAUAUUUGAAAAUUAAUGAGCGUAUAGGGCGCUUCCCCUCCUUAUAGUCACCAUAUAGUAAUGGAGGUCACCAUAUGGGUUCAUUCAGUUUUACUUGGGUUGGUAUGGCAAUUUUUUCCCAAGAUCAAAAAUUAAUAGGAGCUGCUGUUACGGCUAGCAUGUUGGCAAUAAUUUCUGCUGUAUAGUUGAAUUUGCUGCAAAUUCGCAUUGCAAAAUAUCUCUUUGUAUAUGAUGUUUUUAAAAAUCUGUACAUAGUCAUUGUAAUUAUUAUCAAUUUUAUUCUGUAUAAAUUGAAAAAAUAUGGGGUUUAUGUUAAACCUGAAUGAUGUACAGUGGAUUGAAAUUCAAUCUACCCUUAGAUAUGUAUUCUUGGUUAAAUCAAUUUUAAACAUUGCUGUUGUACAUAACAGAUUUGCAUAACUAUUUGAAUAUAAUGUUUGAUUGUUUCAUAUAAUUCAUUGGCAUUCCAUUGUCUAUUUGACCUAUGUUUAUAUUUCCUUUCAGUAUAAUUAUCCAGCGGCCCCGGGGACCCGACAGCUGGGAUCCUUUGACAAACAAAGCCCCCCAGCAGGGUCCACAGUGGCAGAGCCCUGGUGGGAUUCGGGGGUAAAGAGCUCCUUAUGUAUUUAGAUGUUUGAUUAAGACAUGAAAAUUACUUCUCCAUGAUGUUAACAAUCUCCUAUGGCACUGGUCAUGCCAACCCCACCCUCUCAGCACUAGUUGUUUUUUCCUCAGCCUUCCUCUUAAAUUCCAUUUGUCCUAAACGUUUAGGACUCACCUACCCCCUUGUACCUACAUUGUCCCAUGGCUCACCUACCCCCUUGUACCUACAUUGUCCCAUCACCACCCUUCUAGUUUGUUGUACCUUUUCCCUCUCAUAUUUACCUGUACAAUACUGUAAUGUAUUUACAAAUUUCAUUUAUCUUACCUAUCCCCCUAAUGUUUACAAUUCUCGCAAGAAUAAAUUGGACAAAGCAGUCCCAGUAGAAAUACACUGUAUGACCGUGUUUUAGUUUUGUACAAUUGUUUUGACAUUCCCCUGAUUCACCUGUACCAGAUUGUUCUGUAGGCUCUAUUGCAGGAAUCAGAUCAUCAUUAUGGCAAGAAAAUAGUGUCACCACCUCCAUUGAUAUGGUGUUGUAUGUGAAAUUCAUUGCAACUUUCUGGUCAAUUUGAAAUGCGGCAUAAUUUUUAAAAAAACAAACUUAAAUAUAACUUAUUUUGACAUCAAGCAUGCUCCUGGUUGCAGAGUCCCAUUUUAUAAUAUGGUAUAGUAUAUUCUAUGAUGCAUCAUACCAACGCGUGUUGCAUCUUUCGGCUAGACCUUGCUAAGGUCCCACAAAAUAUACACAAACACAAAGGCAUUUGUGGGACAUCACAUGUGCUUGUUUGGAUUGGUCAGUUAUAAAGUUUGAUUGCGACUCUAGAGAAGUACGGUCCAUUGUUCCAAUCCAGUUUAGUUGACAUUUUCAUCAGGCUUAAUGGUGCAUGUGGACUCACUAAAAUUAUUAAAUGGGGGGAAACCAUCAAAAAUAAACAUUUAGGUAUAACCAGCAAUUGCAGGCCAAUAACUUUAGCAUAAUUAAGCCAGUUAUUUCUAUCCCUCCAGAGGUGACAUGACUUAUUUUUUAUGUCCAUUCAAACCAUUUUUAUAUUUUUUAGUUUUAAAAAUUUAAGGCCAGUAAACAUUAAAUUCUACAAAUCGAAAAUUGCACAUUCUUAGAUUGUACAGUAUAUUGCAUUAAGAGAGAUGUAUUCUUGUUUUGAAUUCUAUACAUUUUUAAAACAAAUUCAAUGCUGGUAUAGCUUCAGUAGCAAGGAGGCUAAGUAAUCAUUUAGUAUAGUAUAAUAAUAUAAAGUAUUUUAAGAUGCUAGAUGUAAUGUUCCACAGCAGUUACUUUUCUGUAUCAUCUUUGUUAUUCAAAGAUGAUUUCUUGUAUGUGAAGUGCCUUGACUGCGAUUGAAAAUAAAUUUGUACCAAGUGUACAGUGUAUAACACA